This is a messenger RNA of Trichomonas vaginalis G3, 321 nucleotides long. RefSeq lists its product as uncharacterized. NCBI's taxonomy places the organism in Eukaryota, Parabasalia, Trichomonadida, Trichomonadidae. The coding region runs from base 1 to 321 and encodes 106 amino acids. The transcript has a single exon. The record is from RefSeq and is a predicted model, not a curated record.
AUGUCAAUAGAUGACCUUCGUGGAAUGUUACCAUCGACGUUUACAGUAGAAGGUUCAACAGGAUUGCUUACAAGAUUGUCAAUUGGUGGUAUUUGGUCUCGUGAGAACAUUGUUAUAAAAUCCAGUAUAAGUGAAUUUGCUGAAGAAUCUAUAUUAUGUCUUUCAAACUACAUGUAUUCGCCGCCGAAGCAUUAUAGUAUAACAAACUUUGUCAGUAAGUUUAAUAUAAGACUUGUUGAACCUUCUUCAAUGAAAGAUGUUGUGCUACCCAAAGAUGGAAAGGAUGGACUCAUUAUUGAGAUGAUUUUAAUAGCAUAUUAA